Gossypium raimondii (Peruvian cotton) is the source of this 1504-nucleotide messenger RNA. RefSeq lists its product as uncharacterized. The transcript has 5 exons. NCBI's taxonomy places the organism in Eukaryota, Viridiplantae, Streptophyta, Magnoliopsida, Malvales, Malvaceae. The record is from RefSeq and is a predicted model, not a curated record. Bases 336 to 1211 code for a protein of 291 amino acids.
CUUUUGCUGUGCAGUGUUCUUUUCUACUUUUUUGCGUUAUCAGUUUUACUUGUAUAAUAAGGAUAUAGAAAACAGAAUAAGUAAAAUUGUUUUAGCAUAUGACUAUCAAAAUAACCACCUUAAAUGUAUUUUAUGGGGCAUGGGUAAAGGAAGAAGAAGACACUUUAAAGCGGUCUUUUAAGUUCCAAUUAGAGCUCAACAAAAAGGUUGCUUUUACAUUUGAAAGUAUGGUAAAAGAUUCCAAGCAGGCAUCUGCUGAAAUGGCAGCCACAGAUUUUGAAAUUUACAACAAAAAUUUUUUGUAAAAGUCUUCAAUUCCAGAUUAUAGCUCAUUCAUGGCAUCUGCCAUGGAGCAAUCUUCUUGUAGUUCAAGACGAUACGAUGAACCGGAUUUUAGUUUGAGGGAAUGGGGUGUCAAGGCUCGAGUUAGCCGAGAAAACACUGCUUCUAGAAGAUAUUCAGCAUCAUAUAUCAGAAGUUUUAGAGAAGAUUCAAGGUCUUUUAGAUCAAAUAUAACCAUUUAUAGCACUGCUUCAUCUCCUGGAUAUUGUUUGAAAGAUGAGAUUGACCCUUCAACAUACUCCUUUACAACAGCUCUUAAAGCCUUGCAGGCAAGAACAAUGUACAGUAGUUGGGAAUGCUUGUCACCAGAGGGGUUUGCUUUGAACUCUAAGUGGAAUGAAGCAGAGAAGUACAUUUGCAACCCUCUUUCAGGGGAGGUUCCAAUGGAAUGUUUAUCUGCAAAAACACUGAGUGGAAGGUCAUUUCGAAACUUAACAAACCGAAUCACCAUGUCUGCUCCUCUCGUUUACUCCCAUUCAUCAUGUCAUUUCCAAACAAAGUCGUCCAGGACAGUUUCACAAGACAUAGAUCAGUUUCCAGAAAGGAAAGCUGUGAGCUUGACUCGAGAUGUGGGAAUUCAAAGCACACCACCUGAUCUUUGUUCAGGCAGUCUUAGCCCUGCUUCAACUCCUCCAAUCUUAGAGAGAACAUUGAAGCGAUGCGGGACGGAAACUGGAGAUUCAACUGAUUCUAACACGAAAUCAAAAGCUAAUGAACAGGUUCAAGUGAAAGAAACUAGAGAGAAUGAAGAAACAAAAAAGGAUGAAGAAAUUAGACAACCUGCAGGAUGCUUAUCAUGUGUGAGAAAAAAGCAGAGAAACAAACACAAAUCAGGAAGGAAAAGUAUCUUCUGUUUUCCCUCGUUUUAGAGACAGAUAAAGAUGGCUAAAUAUAACAUACUGGUGGGCUUGUUGAGAUUCUACAAUAUCUCAAUCACAAAGGGUUUCUUUUCCCUCCUUUUUGGAAGAACAGAUUGAAUGUGUGAAAAUGAGAGCAAAAAUGUAGCUAUGAUUAGACAGAUUUCAAAAACUAUCUAAUGGUAGAUUGUUUUCCUUUGGGAUUUUGUUGUAGUUAAUGUCGAUUAUGAUGAUGAUGUCAUGUUUUGUUUCUUGUCUUUUAUACAAUAAAAAAUGGCUGCCAGCUCUCUCAGUGUUCACGUGCA